Molecule: messenger RNA, 628 nt
Organism: Tarenaya hassleriana
Lineage: Eukaryota; Viridiplantae; Streptophyta; Magnoliopsida; Brassicales; Cleomaceae
Product: diphthamide biosynthesis protein 3-like
Exons: 1
Coding region: 112-357 (81 amino acids)
Biological process (GO): protein histidyl modification to diphthamide; tRNA wobble uridine modification
Cellular component (GO): cytosol; nucleus
Molecular function (GO): metal ion binding
Source: RefSeq, a predicted model, not a curated record
UCAUAGCAUCACUUCCUCACUCUGUGCCCUAGUUAUCGCCGGAGAAGGAGAAGCCGGCGAUUAUCCUCUAGUCCAUCGCUGGAGGAGCAAUAAUCUCUACCGACGGUAACGAUGUCGUACGACGAUGUCGAAAUUGAGGAUAUGGAGUGGAACGAAGAGAUUCAGGCCUAUACUUAUCCGUGUCCGUGCGGCGACCUAUUCCAGAUCACGAAGGAGGAGCUCAAGCUCGGCGAGGAGAUCGCGCGUUGCCCUAGCUGCUCGCUCUAUAUCACCGUAAUCUACAAUAUGGAGGAUUUCCAAAACGAAACGAAGAAGAACAACGAGCCUCGAAGCCGACAACCCGUGGCCGUCGCUUGAGCUGAUGCCCCAUCGGAUUGCAAUGGUGGAUUUUUUGGGUCAUAGCAGAUUCCAUGUUGGAGAAACUGGUUUUCGUUCUGGGUUUAACUGAUCUCCUUAUUCGGUGUUGUUUUGCGUGUAGUCCAGGAGACACAGAUGAGCUUUGUCAAUUGCCCCCCAUACGUUUUGCCUGAAAUUGAGUUUAACAAGUUUUGAUUUUUUUUUUUCUGAAUCGUGUGAUAAAUAUUAAAUACGCAGCUUUUGUUUUUGCUUUCUUCUUCGAAUGCUAUUA